Molecule: messenger RNA, 867 nt
Organism: Echinostoma caproni
Lineage: Eukaryota; Metazoa; Platyhelminthes; Trematoda; Plagiorchiida; Echinostomatidae
Source: the annotation of a GenBank genome assembly
AUGGGUAAUAGAACGUCUCAUACCCGUUUCGCGACCGGCCGGUAUUCCGAACGCGGUUUCUCGCGUCUCGAUGCCGAUGCAUGGGAGCAAAGAUUCAGCCAACGUCGGCCGGGAAGUGUGCAAGCCUAUCUACAACCGCCAUCAACCACGCUUAGCGAAUACCUAAAAUUACAUUCAGCCAAAUAUCGCGCUACUGGCGAUCCAGAAGCAGAAGAAACAAUAGUUGUCUCGUCAUUUGACGAUCCGUAUCCACAAACACGAGAUUUUGCCAAAUUCCAUCCAGGUUCUCCGUAUCAAGAUGCCAGUGAAAUCUCAUCAAGAUCCACUUCUGUAGAACGGUCACAAACGAAGCAAACAAUGACACGAAUGUCCAUACAACAGCAACGUCGACGGCCUGAACGCGGAGAUUUGCGCACGGAAGGUUCUUCAGCAUCAAAUGUGCAUUGCAAAUCUUUGGUACGACGCACAUCUUCCGGUUGUACUUCUGCCAGCCGCAGUCGUAUUACUCGAUCCGGUUGUUCUGGUGGACUAUCUCAUCAAAUGGGUUUUCAAACUCAGCCAGAUGGACUUAUAACUUACACAGCAUUUCUCCGCUCUGGACCUUGUGGUGUCCCGGUUGACGGUUGGUUAAAUGAGAUACGUCGUAAGGCAUCUCGCUAUCUGACUGGACUUCAUCGUCAGUAUCAGUGCACAGUGCGCAUCGAGCCCCGACUAAUCUCCUAUCGUGGAUUUUAUGUGCACGCACUGUUGAUAACUGGAGCGAAACAAUCCGAUUUAAUUCGAUGUCGAAAUGCCUUACCUGGUUGUAUCGAGAAAUACUUAAUUACACCGUAUGCAAACCAUGGUCCUAUAAUAACAGCACGAUAA